Messenger RNA from Saccostrea cuccullata (small rock oyster), 834 nucleotides. RefSeq names its product protein CutA homolog. Gene Ontology annotation, biological process: response to metal ion. Gene Ontology annotation, molecular function: copper ion binding. The transcript is spliced from 7 exons. The coding region runs from base 144 to 524 and encodes 126 amino acids. The record is from RefSeq and is a predicted model, not a curated record. NCBI's taxonomy places the organism in Eukaryota, Metazoa, Mollusca, Bivalvia, Ostreida, Ostreidae.
AGAUUUACCUGGACGAGUUCUGGGUCGAUUAAACGCUUUCCGUGACGAUGAAAUCUGUCACAGCUGUAAGCAGAUAAACGAAGCUGGAGAUUACAAGGCGGUGUGCAGUUUUAUCCAUUUUUCUGAUUGUUCUUGGCGUGUGUAUGCCUUCUUUCCUCGGAUUAUUGCGGCGAACUUUCACGACUAUGAGUCAAUCGGGGAGCUAUUCCGUGGCUUUUGUUACAAUUGACAAAUUGGAAACAGCAAAGAAAUUGGCAGCUGGUUUGGUCAAGGAGAAGCAUGCAGCAUGUGUUAACAUCAUCCCCGGCUUGAUAUCUGUUUAUGAAUGGGAGGGCAAGAUCAAUGAAGACCCAGAGUUGUUGUUGAAAAUUAAAACAGCAACUAGUAAAGUGGAUGAUGUGAUCAAAUAUGUUAGGGAGAAUCAUCCAUAUGAUGUUGCUGAAGUAAUUAGUUUUAAGAUUGAUAAUGGAAAUGAGCCAUACUUGAAGUGGAUUGAUGAAGUUGUAGGAACUAAACCUAAAUAGAUCUUAUGUAAAACAUCAGCAGAAGACAACCCCUUUUUGUGCAUGUUCAUCAUUGUAAAGGUGUAUUAGCAUUCUAGGGAUUGAAAAAAACAUGAAUGUUAACAUAAAAUUUAUUUUAUUAUAAACUUUAGAUUGCACUAUCUCUCUAUUGCAAACCAAGGUUGCUGUAUUUUAUGUAAGAUUUGAAUUAUUGUCUAAAUAGAUUAUAUUUUUUGUGCACGGCUUUUAAAGUUUGUGCAGUGUGCCAUUAUCUCUCUGUAACCCUUUCUAGGCUUCAAAAGUCAAUAAAUGUAUGAAAAAUUUCAACAAA